Molecule: messenger RNA, 2910 nt
Organism: Notothenia coriiceps (black rockcod)
Lineage: Eukaryota; Metazoa; Chordata; Actinopteri; Perciformes; Nototheniidae
Product: DExH-box helicase 57
Exons: 15
Coding region: 1-2154 (717 amino acids)
Cellular component (GO): intracellular anatomical structure
Molecular function (GO): helicase activity; RNA binding
Source: RefSeq, a predicted model, not a curated record
AUGACAACAGCCAUCAAGUCAGCCCUGUCUCUAAAUCCCACCCCCUUACUGAGCAGGCCACAGUGGAGGAAAAGAAGGGAGAAAGAAGAGAGGAGAGUAAAAGAGGGGGCAGGGAUUUAUGAGCGGGUGAUAGACCCCCCCCAGAUGGAGAUCACUCCGGGCAGUGGAGUGUGGCUCGGCCAGCACAGCCACAAGCACGGCCUGUUCAAGCCCAUUGUUCCUCCUCCCUCUACCUCUUCCUCCCUCAUCCCCUCUCGCAUCAAGGCUUCAAGGAGAUCCUUCUUCUGGAGGAAAUGUCUGGUCUUGAAAGACGCAGCUCCUUCAUCGAGUUCAUCUGCUCGGUGCUCAGAGUCUUUCUACACUCCUUGUGGGGAGGGAAGCACUCAAAAGUGUUUGUCAGCAGCAGAGACAGAUGACACUAAGAAGUCUGUACUGAAGAAUAUUGCUGCGAUGGACCUGGACAAGAUCAACAUGGACCUGGUGGAGAGCCUGCUGGAGUGGAUUGUAGAUGGAAAUCACAACUACCCUCAAGGUGCAGUGCUAGUGUUUUUGCCAGGCCUGGCUGAGAUCAAGACGCUGUACGAGCAGCUCAAGUCCAACAGAAUGUUCAACAACAGGGGCAAGUCCAGAUGUGAAGUGUACCCACUCCACUCAACCUUGUCCAAUGAGGAGCAGCAGGCAGUUUUCCGCCGACCCCCAGAGGGAGUCACAAAAAUUAUCAUCUCCACCAACAUCGCUGAGACCUCGGUAACCAUUGACGACGUUGUAUAUGUCAUCGACUCCGGCAAGAUGAAGGAGAAAAGAUACGAUGCGACUAAAAGCAUGGAGAGCCUGGAGGACUCGUGGGUGUCUCGGGCCAACGCUCUGCAGAGGAAGGGUCGAGCGGGGCGCGUGGCCUCGGGGGUCUGCUUCCACCUCUUCACCAGCCACUGCUUCCAACACCAGCUGGCUGAGCAGCAGCUGCCUGAGAUCCAGAGAGUGCCUCUAGAGCAGCUCUGCCUCCGAAUCAAAAUCCUGGACUUGUUUGCUGAUCGGAUGCUGGAGUCCGUCUUCACUCGGCUCAUCGAGCCCCCGGCUAUGGAGAGCUUAGACGCAGCCAAGCAGCGCCUGCGGGACCUCGGGGCCCUCACUGACGAUGAGAAACUGACCCCGCUGGGCUACCACCUGGCCUGCCUGCCCGUCGACGUGCGCAUCGGGAAACUCAUGCUGUUCGGGGCCAUCUUCCGCUGCCUCGACCCUGCACUCACUAUCGCUGCCAGUCUGGCCUUCAAAUCGCCCUUUGUGUCUCCAUGGGAUAAGCGAGAAGAAGCCAAUGAGAAGAAAGUGGCCUUUACCGUGGCGAGUAGUGACCAUCUAGCUCUGGUGCAGGCAUACAAGGGAUGGUGCUGCGCUGCUAAGAAUGGCCACCAGGCCGGCUUCCUCUACUGCAGGGAGAACUUCCUGUCUUCACGAGGCUUACAGGAGAUCGCCAGUCUGAAGAGGCAGUUUGCUGAGCUGCUGUCUGACAUCGGCUUCAUCAAGGAGGGACUGAGGGCCAGGACAAUCGAGCGCAUGAGCUCUAAAGGCACUGAUGGCGUUCUGGAGGCCACCGGCCACGAGGCUAACUUGAACUCAGACAACAUCAAGCUGAUGUCCGCCAUGCUCUGCGCUGCGCUCUAUCCCAAUGUGGUCCAGGUACGAUCUCCUCAGGGGAGUUACAAGAUGACGAGCAAAGGAGCGAUGAUGAUGCAGCCCAAAGCCCACGAGCUCCGCUUCAUGACGAAGAACGACGGCGCCGUCCACAUCCACCCGUCGUCUGUCAACUACGCGGUUCGCCACUACAACAGCCCGUACCUGGUUUACCACGAGAAGGUGAAGACGAGCCGAGUCUUCAUCAGGGACUGCAGCAUGGUGUCUGUGUACCCGCUGGUGCUGUUCGGAGGCGGGCAGGUCCACAUGGAGCUGCACAAGGGAGAGUUUGUCAUCUCCCUCGACGACGGGUGGAUCCGAUUUGCCGCCUCUUCUCAUCAGGUGGCUGAGCUGGUGAAGGAGCUGCGCUGGGAGCUGGACCAGCUACUGGAGGACAAGAUCAGGAGCCCCAGCAUGGACCUGUGCACGUGUCCCCGCGGCUCCCGCAUCAUCGGCAUGAUCGUCCAGCUCGUCACCACACAGUAGCUCCACCUUUCAAUGACCUCAACGUACGAAGCUCUUCAGUAUAACGCUCUUUGUGCUCCUGCAUCACUGCCACCAAUUUGAAACACCAUAAAUUAAGGACGUCGGGGUCAAUAAAACCCUGACACUGGUGAACAUUUUUUUUUAUUCAUCAUAAGCAAUGCUUAUGCUGAACUUGACUUGUUAUUGAAGUACUUCUAAGUAUCAGUUUACAUGAAAACAAAGCUGUUGUGUUGCUGCAAUGGAGGCUUUUUAAGCCAUAAAUUGCCUUUAAAGAAAAAUAUGGCUCUAUGCAGAUGAUCCACAAACCUCCACAACAAAUCACUAUUGCUUGGAUAAAGCCCUUACUGCGGUAUGUGCAGUAGAUCGGCACACGGUUGAUUGAUAAACAUGAUGUCAGAUAUAAUUUGUGUACAGCGCAUUUUUAUUUUGGGGUUGUGUGUGUCUCGCUCACAACUGACAAGUUUCUUGGGUCCAUAUUGGAUUUCUUAUAAUCACAAUGACUGUAUACUUGUUAUGGUUAUAAUAUUUAUUUGUAUUGCAUGAUUGAGAGAUUCCAAGAUCUUCUGCAUGGUAUUCCACUGGUUUACAUUCACUGAAUGUACCUAGGUGUUAGUGAUGUCAAAACUACACUUUCACAAAGGGAAUGCAAGGGCUUUUGAAAACAGAAACCUUUGGUGAGGAUAUCCAAAGAAUUUGAAAGCCUAUUGUCUAAAGUGACAAAUUCAACUGUAUCACAAAUAAAAACAUUCAAAGAUA